GGAGAGAGGGCGCUCCGUCUGGGAGGCGCUCUGCGCUUAUUUCGGUCCUCUCCGCCGGCGGCCGGUCCUUCUCCGUUCGCUGCUCUGCACUGCUGGUGAGCUGCUGCAAGGUGACUUCGCUGGAACAUGGCAGGGUAUCUCAAGGUCUUCACUUCCCUCUGCAAGGCUUCGUCCGCUUUGUCUAAGACCCCUUCGGUCCUCGGUCCGGCCGCAGCCUCCUGCCACCAUCUGCAGAAGCGAAACUAUGGUGAUAAGCGGAUCAAGGUGGCCCAGCCAGUGGUGGAGAUGGAUGGAGAUGAGAUGACCCGGAUAAUCUGGGAGUUCAUCAAAGAAAAGCUUAUUCUUUCCAACGUUGAUGUGGAACUGAAGUACUUUGACUUGGGUCUUCCAUACCGUGACCAGACUGAUGACCAGGUUACUAUUGACUCUGCUCUUGCCACCAAGAAGUACAGUGUGGCUGUUAAAUGUGCCACAAUCACCCCUGAUGAAGCCAGGGUUGAAGAGUUCAAGCUGAAGAAGAUGUGGAAGAGUCCCAAUGGCACCAUUAGGAACAUCUUGGGUGGGACAGUGUUUCGUGAGCCAAUCAUUUGCAAGAACAUUCCUCGUCUGGUUCCAGGGUGGACGCAGCCUAUUACCAUUGGCAGACAUGCUUUUGGUGACCAGUACAGAGCGACAGACUUUGUGGUGAACCAGCCAGGCAAGUUUAAGAUUAUUUUUACCCCUACGGAUGGCAGUAAAGCAAAGGAGUGGGAGGUGUAUGACUUUCCUGGUGGUGGCUGCGGAAUGGGCAUGUAUAACACAGAUGAGUCCAUUACUGGCUUUGCACACAGCUGUUUCCAGUAUGCUAUUCAAAAGAAAUGGCCCCUCUAUAUGAGUACCAAGAACACCAUUCUGAAGGCCUACGAUGGGCGAUUUAAAGACAUCUUCCAAGACAUCUUUGAAAAGAAUUACAAGCCAGAAUUUGACAAACUCAAGAUAUGGUAUGAACACCGACUUAUUGAUGACAUGGUCGCCCAGGUGCUGAAGUCUUCUGGUGGCUUUGUGUGGGCCUGCAAAAACUAUGAUGGAGAUGUACAGUCUGAUAUCUUGGCCCAAGGUUUUGGUUCACUUGGGCUCAUGACCUCUGUGCUGGUGUGUCCUGAUGGCAAGACAAUCGAGGCAGAGGCAGCUCACGGCACUGUCACCAGGCACUACCGCGAGCAUCAGAAGGGAAGGCCUACCAGCACCAAUCCCAUUGCCAGCAUAUUUGCUUGGACCAGGGGGCUUGAACAUCGUGGAAGACUGGAUGGCAACCCAGACUUAAUCAAGUUUUCUCAGACACUGGAAAAAGUUUGUGUUGAGACUGUGGAGAGUGGGGUCAUGACCAAGGACCUUGCUGGCUGCAUCCAUGGACUUGCCAAUUGUAAGCUGAACGAACACUACGUCAACACCACAGACUUUCUAGAUGCUAUCAAGAGUAAUCUGGAUAAAGCCCUUGGCAAGUGAAGAAGGGCAGGAAAAAUACUCUUGGGACUGACUUCUUAACCUCAAUUUUAAGUUAAAGUCAUGAAAAUGAUAUGCAUUAUGUCAAAGUGAAACUACUUUUAGCUAUAGAAGUUUUUUAAUUAUUGCCAUUUAGGGUAUACUAUGGCAGUAUUACUGCCAUUCCUUUUAUGAUGUCCUUCCCCAAGAGAAUAUUGUACUGUAAGAUAUCUUGCCAUGCAACAUUACCAGCUGAACACUUGAAAAGUCACAAAUAAAUCUUCCUUACAUCUUCU
Messenger RNA from Scleropages formosus (Asian bonytongue), 1757 nucleotides. It is a transcript of the gene idh2, whose product is annotated as isocitrate dehydrogenase (NADP(+)) 2. The transcript is spliced from 11 exons. Gene Ontology annotation, cellular component: mitochondrion. NCBI's taxonomy places the organism in Eukaryota, Metazoa, Chordata, Actinopteri, Osteoglossiformes, Osteoglossidae. The coding region runs from base 127 to 1485 and encodes 452 amino acids. The record is from RefSeq and is a predicted model, not a curated record. Gene Ontology annotation, biological process: NADP+ metabolic process; isocitrate metabolic process. Gene Ontology annotation, molecular function: isocitrate dehydrogenase (NADP+) activity; magnesium ion binding; NAD binding.